CGUCUGAUAUAGAUCAGUACUCUUUCAAUUGGCAAUGUUGCUCUCCCCUCUUCUGCACGAGGGGGGGAUUGCCGUGUUAAAAAAUGUUCACAGCGCAUGCGCACAUCAUUAGAUUCCUUUAGCUGUCAGUAGAAAAGUUUUCCUCAUGUCCAUGGACCAAAGUUGGUGUAGCGACACGUAGCUAUCCACUUAAAUGUAUCCUGUAUUUAAGGUAAACAACAAUCUGUGAACUUUUGUGGUUUUAACACAACAAAAAUGUCUAUAGCGAACUGUUUCCGGAGGAUUGGGCUCAAACUUGGAGUCUACUGUCGUUACCAGAUUCACCCUCGGUAACGUACUAUCAAGCUAAAGUUACGGAGCUUUCAAAAACUUGGCACCGUCCUUCAAGUACAGUAUUAUUUUUAGGUUUUGUACUUGUCCGUAUUAAAAUAACUAUGGUAGCUACUCUAACAACGGGUGUAGCCUAGACAAGGGGUGAAAGAGCGUUUAAAGGAGCCGCUGGGCUGCUCCGUUGCGAUGGGCAACCGCGGGAUGGAGGAUCUGAUCCCGCUGGUCAACCGCCUCCAGGACGCGCUGAGCACCGCGGGGCAGAGCUGCUGCCUUCACCUGCCGCAGAUCGCUGUGGUCGGCGGCCAGAGCGCUGGAAAGAGCUCCGUCCUGGAGAACUUUGUGGGCAGAGAUUUCCUACCACGGGGUUCAGGAAUUGUCACACGCAGACCUUUAAUCCUCCAGCUGCUUACUGCUGACACUGAGUACGGUGAAUUUUUACAUUGUAAAGGAAAGAAGUUCACAGACUUUGAUGAGAUAUGCAAAGAGAUUGAGGCAGAGACGCAGAGAAUCACAGGAUCAAAUAAAGGCAUCUCUCCUGUCCCCAUCAACCUACGGAUCUACUCACCAAACGUGCUGAACCUGACUCUUGUAGACCUGCCUGGCAUCACCAAGGUGCCUGUAGGCGACCAGCCGGCAGACAUAGAGUACCAGAUACGAGACAUGAUCAUGCAGUUCAUCUGCAAGGAAAACUGUCUCAUCCUUGCUGUCACGCCUGCCAAUACUGACCUGGCCAACUCUGAUGCACUCAAACUGGCCAAAGAUGUUGACCCACAGGGCCAGCGCACGAUUGGUGUAAUCACUAAGCUAGACCUGAUGGAUAAAGGAACAGAUGCCCGGAACAUUCUAGAGAACAGGUUGCUUCCCCUACGCAGAGGUUACAUAGGGGUGGUGAACCGCAGUCAGAAGGACAUUGUUGGGAAAAAGGAUGUAAAGGCAGCCCUGCUCGCAGAGAAGAAUUUUUUCCUGUCCCAUCCGGCCUACAAACACAUGGCUGAAACUAUGGGCACCCCAUAUUUACAAAAAACACUUAACCAGCAACUGACAAAUCACAUAAGGGAAAGUCUGCCAGCCUUCCGCAGUCACCUGCAGAGCCAGAUUCUGAGCUUGAACAAAGAGGCUGAAGAGCUCAAACAGUACAGUCCCGAUGACCCUGCACGGAGGACCAAGACACUGCUACAGUUAGCUCAGCGCUUGGCUGUUGACUUUGAGAAGCUCAUCGAGGGCUCAGGUGACAGAGUAGACACUGUCAAUCUGUCAGGAGGAGCUAAGAUCAACCGAAUCUUCCAUGAGCGCUUUCCCUAUGAACUGGUCAAGAUUGAGUCAGAUGAGAAGAAGCUGCGACAAGAGAUCAACUAUGCUAUCAGAAACAUCCACGGUGUCAGGACAGGCCUGUUCACUCCUGACAUGGCAUUUGAAGCAAUAGUGAAGAAACAGUUAUCAAGUUUAAAGGGACCCUGCAUUAAAUGUGUUGACAUGGUCAGUCAAGAACUAAUCACCACUCUGUACCAGUGCAUCAACAAGCUCAGUUCUUUUCCCAAACUGCAAGAAGAAACAGAAAGGAUUGUUACCACUGAAAUACGAGAGCAAGAGAGUAAAUGCAAAGAGCAGGUGUUGAUGCUCAUUGAAAUACAACUUGCCUAUAUAAAUACCAAACAUGAAGAUUUCAUUGGCUUUACCACAGCCCAGCAGACGAACAACCAAGCCAAUAAAAAGACUCAUGCAGGGAUGGCAGCAAACCAUGGUGUGGCCGCUCCUUCAAGACUAAUAGUCAUACGCAAGGGCUGGCUGACCAUCAGCAACCUCGGCAUCAUGAAAGGUGGAGCCAAAGAAUACUGGUUUAUCCUCAGUGCAGAGAGCUUGUCUUGGUUCAAGGAUGAUGAGGAGAAAGAGAAGAAGUACAUGCUCCCCCUGGACAACCUAAAGUUCAGAGAUGUGGAGAAGAGCUUCAUGUCCAACAAGUGUGUCUUCGCUCUCUUCAACACAGAGUUAAGGAACGUAUAUAAAGACUACAAGAGCCUGGAGUUGGCCUGUGGCUCUCAGGAGGAGUUGGACAGCUGGAAGGCAUCUCUUCUGCAGGCCGGAGUGUACCCUGAGAAAGUCACAGUAGAUGAGCAGGGAAAUGGGGCUCCUGAAAACUUCUCAGACCCCCAGUUGGAGCGUCAGGUGGAGACCAUCCGUAACCUGGUUGACUCCUACAUGAGCAUCAUCUAUAAGACCAUCAAGGACCUCAUGCCAAAGACCAUUAUGCACCUCAUGAUCAACAGCGUGAAGGAGUUCAUUAGCUCUGAGCUCCUGGCCCAGCUCUACGCUCUGGGAGAAUGCUCAGCGCUGAUGGAUGAGUCAACGGCGCAGCAGAAGCACCGGGAGGAAGUGCUCCGCAAGCACGCCGCCCUGAAGGAGGCGCUCGCUGUCAUUGGAAAGUUCUCCACAUCUACCUGCACCACGCCUCUGCCUCCACCUGUAGACUCCUCCUGGAUACGACCCUCCAGCCCGACACUCCCUAAAAAGACCAGCGGUGGUGUUCGAGGCCAUGCCCCAUCUGUCCCUCGGGUGCCCUCUAAUGCUUCUUCCCAGAGCACCGAUAGCCUUCAGCAGAUCACUAGGCAACAUCACCGUGCUCCACCUAGUGUGCCAAGGAGGCAUCCUCCAGCUAUCCCAAAUGUGAAAUAACAGUAAUUUCUAUCCAGAACUCCAUUACCCAUCCAUCCCACUGAUUGCCCAGCUCGCUGCAGCUCAGAGACACCUUUAACUUGUGUGAUGUGCACUCCAGCUGAAGCUUUCUGCUGGGCUUUUCUCCUCUGGGAGCUGCCGUCUGCAAAUUCACUGAAUCUUGAGCAGCCUGUUUUGUACAUAAUACCGUUGGCCAUAAAUGCCGGAAUGUGCUUGUCUGUCUGCCUACUUUCCAGAAGUGCCUGAACCUUGUGUAAAUAAAAUACCAAUUUUGAGGUAUUCUACAACAGAAUACACAUGCACUAUUUUCAAUGUUUUUAAAUAAACAGGUUAUAUUUUUGAA
Molecule: messenger RNA, 3343 nt
Organism: Eleginops maclovinus (Patagonian blennie)
Lineage: Eukaryota; Metazoa; Chordata; Actinopteri; Perciformes; Eleginopidae
Gene: dnm3a
Product: dynamin 3a
Exons: 21
Coding region: 517-3000 (827 amino acids)
Biological process (GO): receptor internalization; synaptic vesicle endocytosis
Cellular component (GO): plasma membrane; microtubule; cytoplasm
Molecular function (GO): GTPase activity; microtubule binding; GTP binding
Source: RefSeq, a predicted model, not a curated record